GCAGGGUCGGCGGCCCCGGCCGUAAGGCCUUCGCAAUAUUGAUUCCCCCAGGGGUUGGGAUAUGUUUUGCGGUCUCGCCCUUUUCUGGACUGCGGUGAAUGGCAGGUCCAUGCUCGCAAGGUCGACUGACGAGUCGCUGCAGUGCUUCUUCUUGAGCUCUGUCUUGGAGCAGAGACAUGCUUUGGCCAGCCACGGUUCCGCUCCAAGCAGGAAAUGGUCCUUCACGUUGGCUUCGAGAUCUGCAAUGGCCCUGGAACUGGCCAGCGUCUGCAUCGCGAUCCACUGCAGCGUAGAGCUGUCCAUCGCGUCCGACUGGCCUCUGGUUGAUUCUGCUCCUCCGCAUUCUUUGCCUCAGCCUUUGCCACCGGCUGAGAUGACCAGAAUCCUGGCCUGAGACGGCCCUUCUCCUUCUCCUUCUUCCUUCCGCUUCCCAAUUGGGAAGGGCCACUCGGGAGCAUCUGGGAUCUCUGGCUCCACGUCCAUGUGCGAACCCGAGCCGAACAUCAGAGACCUCUGGAGGAUGAGGGCACGCGUGGUUGUGGUACUCGUCAAGCGCCACCGUACUCGAGCCACGCGCACGACAAACAGCAAGGUCAUCAAAAGGAACCAGACUUCAGAACGCAGUUAACACGCACCUGCCGUGAACACUCGACCCAUGCAAGUAUGUUUU
Molecule: messenger RNA, 670 nt
Organism: Prorocentrum cordatum
Lineage: Eukaryota; Dinophyceae; Prorocentrales; Prorocentraceae
Source: the annotation of a GenBank genome assembly